AUGUCGUCCUUGAAUAACAGUGCUGCACCACCUCUCCUACUUCCUGUUUAUCCUUCCAAAUGCAGCGACAAGCAGCAAGAGUUGGACACUGCCACCUGGGCGCUGUUGAUUAUGAUUGUGGAGCAGUGGCAGGCUUCAGAUCAGGCUAUUGGUGAGGUUGGUGGAGGAGUUGUCUGUCACUGCGCCCGAGCCCGGAGCCGAGUGUGGCCGGAGAUUGCCGAGCGGGGAGCCGCUCACUCAGCCAGCGAUACCGAGGAGCCGGAGCCGGAGCCGGAGCCGAGGCCUCAGGCCCAGGCCGCGGGAACAGUCACCUCCUCCGGCAGGAUGGCGGCAAACAUGUACCGGGUCGGAGAUGAGGUUGUAGAACAGCCCAGGCUCCAGACCGGCUGGGCUGGUAUCCAGAUGAAAAGGGUUCCUGUGUUAGUGGCAGACAGUGGCUUUUGCGUGCAAGAAAGUAAUGCAGUUGCACAUUAUGUUAGCAGUAGUAUGCUGCGAGGUACCUCCAUUCAAGAAGCUGCCCUCAUUCAGCAAUGGAUUAACUUUGCUGAAAGUGAACUCAUCCCUCCAACUGCAACUUGGCUUUUUCCAACUUCAGGUACCAGGAAAUUAAACAAGCAGGUUGUCGAGCAUGCUAAAACAGACAUAAAGAAGGCAUUGCUUUUGCUGAAUGAUCACCUCCAUAACCGGACGUAUCUGGUUGGUGAGCACAUCACGCUAGCUGAUAUCACAUUGGUGUGUGCAAUGCUGGGACUUUAUAAACAAGUUUUGGACCCUUCCCUGCGGGAGAACUACACUGAUGUAAACCGUUGGUUUUUUGCCUGUGUUAAUGAGCCUCCAUUCCGGAAAGUACUGGGAGAGGUGGUGUUCUGUGAGCCAGUUGCCCAGUGCUCAGCACCAAAGCCACUGGAAACCCAAGAUGUUGCCAAAAUUGAGACUAGUUCAAUUGCAAUUCCCACAAACAAAACAAAUGAAGUUGACACUGGACUUGAUAAAGAAAUUACUGCAGUGGAGGUUCCCCCUGCAGCCCCUCUGGCUGAGGUUAGAACAGUUGGUGCUGAAGCUCCUCCUUUGAAGCAGAGACCAACUCGUGCUGAAAGUUUGCUGGAUGUAUCAGAAGAACAAUUAUCUGUAGUUUGUGCCUCAAUGAAGGGUAGAAUCAAAGAAGAAACUUCCAUCGUUUCCUGUAAAGGGAAUAUUACCCCAAAAAAUGAAAGUGAGGCUAUGGUUACUAAAGAGAAGAAUUCAUCUGUUGUUCUGAUAGAUUUUUCUGAGGAGAUCACCCACAUAACCAGUAAUUCCAAAGAGCAGGCAGUAACUGAAGAGGUCACAGCUCGAGUCCAAGAGGGAGGAAUUUAUGAGGCGACAAAGUUAGUUGUACCCUUUAACCACCUUGAAUCUACAGUGGAUUGUUCUGCACAGAAAGCUACAGUAGGAGUUACGUUACCAGAAUUAUCCUCCUCCAGAGAAGAUGUUCAAGAGAUCUUUGUACAUAAGUCAAAAGAGGAGUCUGUCACUGAAAUCAGAUCAGCAGGAGCUCCUGAGGAGCAGAAACCAGUUGGAGUAAGCCAGCUUGAUGCUCCAAAAUGUGAAGGAGCUGAAGAGACCACUGUCAAAAUGGUGGCUGCUCCUGGAAAGGCCGUUCUUUUUGACUCCAAGAUAAGGGAUUGUUCUGAACCUGAUGCUUCAUUUAAACCAGAAGCCAGAUUAAUGGAUGUAGCCCAAGAUAGUCUGGCUAGGGAGGAGAGUGUGACUGAGGCUUGUGUGACAGGAUCAUUGGAAGAGGUCACUCUGGCUGCAUUGAGGACACCAGAUCCUUUUGAAAGGGAUGCAGCAGGUAAGGUAGCAGUUACUGGUACAACAAGUGCUUUUACGGAAGAUAUCCUCAAAACUGAUACUGUUCUCCAAGAAACUUCAAAAGAGAAAUUCAACACAGUUUAUCCAUCUCUGGAGUGUGGACCAGUUGUAACUAGUUUGGCUGGUGCAUCUAAAGAGAAUGGAACUGCUGACCGUGGUAAAAUGGAUACAUCUCCAAGAGGCAGACUGGCUACAGAGGAACGCAAGGGGCUUUCCCAAGUACGUGGUGAUGAUCAGGACUGCACCAAAUCAACUGACCUGUUAAAAAUCCAAGAUCCUUUUGCACACUUACCAAAAAGUGUCUUUGUUCUGGAUGAGUUCAAGUGGAAGUACUCGAAUGAGGAUAUCCGUUCUGUCGCACUCCCUUAUUUGUGGGACCACUUUGAUAAGGAUGGUUGGUCUGUGUGGUACAUGGAGUACAAGUACCCCAGUGAGCUCUGUCUGGAUUGCAGCAGUUUAAUAACUGGGCUAUUCCAGCAUUUGGAUAGUCUACGGGACUACAGCUUUGCUAGCGUGAUCCUCUUUGGCACCGGUGGUGACAGCUCCGUCUCUGGGAUUUGGAUUAUGCGGGGACAGCAACUUCUUCCUGAAUUAAAUGAAGACUGGCGUGUAACCUGUGAGUUGUAUUCCUGGAAGAAGUUGGAUAUAGACACUGAUGAAUGCAAGACCAUGAUUAAUGAGUACUUUAUGCUGGAAGGAGCAUUCCAACACGUGGGGAAACCCUUCAAUCAGGCAAUAAUCUUUAAGUAGCAGCACACACUAGUUGUUGCUCUGUGCCCUCUGAACUAGCUGGUUUCUUUCACUACUGAAUCUUACCUUUCUGAAUAUUACACUGGUGCUGUGUAAAUCUAGGGCUGAUAUGCAGCAAGUGUUUUGUCUUUUUUUAAUCUAUGGAUGGAAGAAAAAUUAAAGCAUUUGAAAACUGA
Molecule: messenger RNA, 2780 nt
Organism: Chiloscyllium plagiosum (whitespotted bambooshark)
Lineage: Eukaryota; Metazoa; Chordata; Chondrichthyes; Orectolobiformes; Hemiscylliidae
Source: RefSeq, a predicted model, not a curated record